AGGAUAUUUACAUGAUGUCUUAUAUAGAGCGAGCUUUCCUUAUCUAUUUUGGUUGGACCUCUGGAUGUUCUUUUCACUGUGUGGUUCAAGUAGCUUCUUUAUCUUGAGAAUUUACAUAGGCAAUAAAUCAGUGAAAGGUGAACCCAUACUGUAGAGAGACUAUGUCCAUUUUAUGAACAUGUAGUUCAAGUCUAAAUAUAUGUGCCCAGUUAUAAUGUUUAUUAUCCAUCCUUCCUCACUAGGAUAUUGAUGACUUUCUUAGCAAGGAGUGACUUAGAAUCUCAAGCCUGGUUCAGUCUGGAUCUUGUCUCGUUGCUUUGAUCUGUGCCUUCGAUUCACAUAUGGGCCUCAGAAUUUCAUCUUGGUCCAAAUACAUCUGGUCAGUUCCAGGAGUCGGGUACCUUGCUGAACUCUGUUGAAUUCUCACCCAUCACAAUGAGCAACAGAUUCCUGGGCACCUGGAAACUUGUCUCCAGUGAGAACUUUGAUGACUACAUGAAAGCUCUGGGUGUGGGGUUAGCCACCAGAAAACUGGGAAAUUUGGCCAAACCCACUGUGAUCAUCAGCAAGAAAGGAGAUGUUAUAACUAUAAGAACUGAAAGUGCCUUCAAAAAUACAGAGAUCUCCUUCAAGCUAGGCCGAGAAUUUGAAGAAACCACAGCUGACAAUAGGAAAGCCAAGAGCACUGUAACCUUGGCAAGAGGUUCACUGAAUCAAGUGCAGAAAUGGGAUGGCAACGAGACAACAAUAAAGAGAAAGUUGGUGGAUGGGAAAAUGGUAGUGGAAUGUAAGAUGAAGGACGUGGUUUGUACCAGGGUUUAUGAGAAGGUCUGAGAAGAUCCUCACUGAAGUGGUAUUUGACCAUUUGAUGUUGGAAGUCAAUUGUUUCCGUGCCAAGGCCUCACUACAUACUGCAGUUUGCUUGUCUGUUUUUGCUUUUGUCUUAAUAGAUCCGAUAGGCAAAGGCCUAAACUGAGGAUUAAGCUAAAAUUCAGUGUUAUUUAAACAUUUUCAAUUUGCAUGCACAUCUUUACUAUAUUAAAGUAUGUAUAUUGGCCAGUCCUCAAUAGUUGAUAAUGUCGUUUAAUUAUCUGCGAAAUUCUAACCUAUGUCGUACUUUGUAUAUUUGAAAUGACAGUAAAAGGAAGUCAGAAGACAGUAGAAGGAAGUAAAUAUAUUGACCUCAAAUGCUUUCAGGGGCCAGGAGAAUAGGAGGGAGGGGGAUCCGAAUGAGGCAAUCUAGAAGAAGGAGCUGGUUUAAAAUGACGAGUUCUAGUUUCAACUAAAAGGUGCAGCCUGUACUAUACUCCAGCCAAUUCUUUUUAAAUUGACAGCUAAUUUACAGACGGUGAAAUGCACCGAUAUCAAAGGUAGAGUUCCUUUAAUCCAUUAUGACAAACGCCUUCACCCAUAGAAUUCACAUCCUGAUCGAGAUACAGUACAUUUCCUUAAUCCCAGAAUGCUUUCUCUGCUCCUUCUCAGCCAAUGUCCGGCCGUGUCCUACCUCCAACCAAAGCAAAUGGUGAUUUGGUUUCUAUCACCACAGGUUAGUUUUGCCUGUUCUCAAACUUCAUAGAAAUGGAAUCAUACAUUCUGUGUUCUUUUCAGUCUGGCUUUUAAACCUCAGCAUGAUGUUUUUGAGAUUCACCCGUGUUGUUGCAUGCAGCAGUAAUUUGUUCCUUUUUAUUGCUGAGCAGUA
Molecule: messenger RNA, 1699 nt
Organism: Equus quagga
Lineage: Eukaryota; Metazoa; Chordata; Mammalia; Perissodactyla; Equidae
Product: myelin P2 protein
Exons: 5
Coding region: 436-834 (132 amino acids)
Biological process (GO): fatty acid transport; membrane organization
Cellular component (GO): myelin sheath; nucleus; cytosol
Molecular function (GO): fatty acid binding
Source: RefSeq, a predicted model, not a curated record